UAGUCAACAAGAGUCACCAUCAAAGAGGAUGUAGAAGUUCCUAUGCAUCAAAUUCAUAUGUGCAAGCCAAAAGCCCAAAAUUCAACCCAUAUAUAAGAAAAUGAUCAAUAUGCAAACCAAAUUCAUAUGCAACUCAAACCUUAACUCUUACAAUGGCAGAAGGAGCUACAACUACAAAUGCUUCAACAAGCUUGAAUGAAGUUGGAAAAUUAUUUGGCCAAUUUUUCGGGAUAUUGUUUGCGAUCAUUGGGUUUGAAGCAAUGGAUACAAGUAAGGGAAAAUCUCUACUAAUGAUGGCAUUGGUUUUCAUGCUUGCUCUUUACUACUUGGUUUUGGUUCUUGUGACAAUGUUACAGUUUCAAAUUCAGAGUUUGCUUCCAUUCAUGAUUGUAGUACUUUUACUUGGAAGUGUUGUUUCAUUCUUAGCUUUGAUCAUUAUUUCUCCUAUGGUUGCUUGGAUUUAUUUCGGCUUGUGGUUCUUAAUCUUUGCUUUGAUGUGCUAUAAAUAUCGAAAAGUACUAUAUCAAAUGAUUCAUGAAAGGAUCAAGAAUUUUAUGGACGGUCAGACUCAUAAUGGCAAUUCCGAGAUACCAAUCGGAGUAAGGUCGCUUCCGGUCUAGAGAAAUUGAUUGCUUUUGAUCAUGUAAAAUCUGUACGUGUAACUUGCCUUAGAGCAAUUCGGGUUGUUGUAAUUUUUAUUUUAAUUAGUAUGUUAUAAGUAUAAAGUUUCUACGAGAGUUCGAACCAUCGAGAAAUCGUUAGGAUACACAAGAUGAUCUUUUCCUUCAAGAGUUCGAACCCUAACCAUCUGCUGCUUAAGGGGUGAA
Messenger RNA from Trifolium pratense (red clover), 827 nucleotides. RefSeq lists its product as uncharacterized. The transcript has 2 exons. The coding region runs from base 153 to 620 and encodes 155 amino acids. NCBI's taxonomy places the organism in Eukaryota, Viridiplantae, Streptophyta, Magnoliopsida, Fabales, Fabaceae. The record is from RefSeq and is a predicted model, not a curated record.